GCAUUAUUAAGAAGCUUUUAUGGUUAACCACCAGGUGGAAUCAAGUUAUAAAUAGACGGUCAUACUUUUAUAUACUGUGAUUUAUUUCAAAAACAUAAAUGGCAAGGGAACCGGAUGAAGAAUUGCGGAAGGCGUUUUCGCAAUUGCAUGAAAAGAUGAUAGAUACUACUCAGAAAUUGAAAUUAGCAGAUUUGCAAAUUGAUAAACUAAAACGGACAAAACAACGUACGGAAUUAAUCGUGAAAGAGAUAACCUCCUAUCCGAAGAAUACGAAGGCGUACGAAUCUGUCGGCAGGAUGUUUCUUUUGGAUGAUAUAGAAAACAUUAAAAAUGAUCUUGAGAAACGAAUGAAGACCGCGGAUGAAAAAGUGAAAACUUUAGAAAACAAUAAAACUUAUUUGCAACAAAACUUGAAAGAGAGUGAGAACAACAUCAGAGAAAUGGUUCAGCAGAGACAAAAUAAAGAUACAUCCGGUUAAUUAACUCUUUUUCGUACAAACAUUGUGUUACUGUCAAAUAUUUUCUAAUGUUUUUAUUACUUUGUCAUUAUGAUACCUUUCCUUCAUAGAAUAUACACAUACACAGAUUUUAAACUGUGUUCAAUUUGAAAUGUACAGUUAAAAUAUUGUCUCGUUCAAAUAUUUAGUAAUUAUGAUCAAUUAUUUAUAUCCGAUACUUUAUAUUUUAAUAAUAAUUGCACUAGCUCAUAUAUGAUAUAACUUGUAUUUGUUGCAAACUAUUUACUGACCAAUAAAACAAUUUGCUAAAAUCA
Megachile rotundata (alfalfa leafcutting bee) is the source of this 772-nucleotide messenger RNA. RefSeq names its product prefoldin subunit 1 (gene Pfdn1). Lineage: Eukaryota; Metazoa; Arthropoda; Insecta; Hymenoptera; Megachilidae. Gene Ontology annotation, molecular function: protein folding chaperone. The record is from RefSeq and is a predicted model, not a curated record. Gene Ontology annotation, biological process: protein folding. Gene Ontology annotation, cellular component: cytoplasm; prefoldin complex.